Mollisia scopiformis is the source of this 672-nucleotide messenger RNA. RefSeq lists its product as uncharacterized. The transcript has 3 exons. The record is from RefSeq and is a predicted model, not a curated record. The coding region runs from base 1 to 672 and encodes 223 amino acids. Lineage: Eukaryota; Fungi; Ascomycota; Leotiomycetes; Helotiales; Mollisiaceae.
AUGUCGUCCGGAAGAGAAUCUCAAAGCCUGAAUGAGGGUAACAUUGGGUCUGGAGGCAACGAUGGUGCUAAGCUGCUGGUCAUGAGCGGAAUAUAUUAUGUUCCGCGAUCAGAGAAAGCCCCUAAGUUAACUCCAGCCGAAGAGGCCAGUGCUAUUCAAGUUGUCCCGAAGCAGCCGGAUCAAGCCCCAGUGCAAUUUGCGGGGAAGACGCCUCUACCGUCGACAAGAAAGGGGAAGACCCGGAAGCCGAUCACACAUUGGACGCUCUCGGAGUUGGAAUUCCUGAUGGAGAUUAUCGAAGAAAAGCUGUGCAAGCACAGGAGGUUGUUGCAAAAGGAGGAUUGGGUCGAAAUUACCGAUGAGAUGAACAAGCAUUUCCAGGGCCAAAGAGUACGCGCUGGAGACAAGCUCUCAACAUAUGGAAAGUUCGCCGAGAACAAUCGAGCAUAUCCGGUCCGAAAUGCCAAUGCGGUCCAUAGCUACGCCACCAAGAAGAACACCAAGGGCCCGUUGUACAAUGAGCUCUGCCACAAGUACCUCACAGGAGGUGGUAAGAGAUUUACUGGCACGAACAUUGCAGGGGGCAAGGGUACGUGGGCAGGAAAGACUCCCCUCGUUGAUGAUACUGGUUCUGGCGAGGACGGAGAAUGGCAAGAUGAUGAGGAUAAUUAG